Molecule: messenger RNA, 4457 nt
Organism: Micropterus dolomieu (smallmouth bass)
Lineage: Eukaryota; Metazoa; Chordata; Actinopteri; Centrarchiformes; Centrarchidae
Gene: agtpbp1
Product: ATP/GTP binding carboxypeptidase 1
Exons: 26
Coding region: 284-4039 (1251 amino acids)
Biological process (GO): proteolysis; C-terminal protein deglutamylation; protein side chain deglutamylation
Molecular function (GO): zinc ion binding; metallocarboxypeptidase activity
Source: RefSeq, a predicted model, not a curated record
GUAUAAAUCUAUAUUAAUUUUAUAGGAAGUUUAUGAUGCACUCAUAUACAGUCUAUGGAUGCACCUCGGGAGCUUUCCGUCCCCGUCCUAACUGCGCCUAAAACCACACAGAGAAACGUACUCUCGCGUUUUCUUACACCGACAGCUGGUCUCAUCACAACAUCAGCAGGGCGUUUCAGGAAACGCACACAGCAGCAGCCCCUCUUAUCUUGGAAUUGGUCCUCCCUGAAUGGGACAGCAGUUCCUUUCCAAACAGAUGACAUGAAAUGUUGAUGUGGGAAAAAUGAACAAACCCAAAAUGGCCACAGAGAAAGGUGUUCCCAGUAACUCCAGGGUACUGAUGCUCUUGGGCCAACUGGAGAGGAUGAAUGGAGAGCCCAUGGUGAGGGAUGUUGAAAUGGCAAGACAGAUCACUGCAAAGAUACUUCAUCUCAUACAGACACAGGAGAAGACCGGAAAAGAGGUGAUGUCCAAAGGUUCCAGUGGCAUGGAGGUCAUCCUGGCUUCAUUGGAGAACAACCGGGAUGUCCAGACCACUCUGAAUAUUUUGUAUAUUCUCAGUGAGCUGCUGACUGUGGGUCGAGGUCGCAGGGUGGGAGUAUUUGUGUCUAAAGGAGGAACAGGGAUAUUAUUCCAGAUUCUGAUCACUGCCAGUAAAGAGUUGCCUCCCAGUGAGGAACUCAUGCUGCAGCUUCACUCACUGCUGGCCAAGGUUGGCCCAAAAGACAGAAAGUUUGGAGUGAAGGCGCGUUUGAGCGGAGUGCUGAACGUCACAGUAAACUUAAUGAAACAGAACCUACAGAACACCAAACUGCUUCUGCCCUGCCUGCAGGUGCUCAGGGUUUACUCUACCAACUCGGUGAAUGCUAUUUCUUUGGGCAAGAACGGAGUGGUGGAACUCAUGUUUAAGAUCAUCUCGCCGUACAGCAAGAAGAACACCAGCCUGCACAAGGUAGCUCUGGACGCACUGGGAGCACUGCUCAAAUCCAAAACAAAUGCUCGACGUGCUGUGGAUGGUGGACAUGUGCCUGUCUUGCUCUCUGUGUACCUGGACUGGCAUCGCAAUGACACACGGCAUCGCCACAUGCUGAUACGCAAAGGGCUGCUGGUCUGCCUCAGGAACAUUACCAACAUCAAGCUCGGCAGAAAAGCAUUCAUCGAGGCUGAUGGCAUGAGGAUCCUCUACAACUCAUCCACUGAGUGUCUCCCGGUGCGGACUCUGGAUCCUCUGAUCAACACUUCGAGUAUUAUCAUGAGGAAGUGUUUUCCUAAGAACCGUUUGCCUCUACCCACCAUCAAAUCGGCCUUCCUCUACCAGCUGCCACAUGUACCUGCUGUAGGUCCUGUGGCACAGCUGUACAGCCAGCCACCUGGAGUGGAUGACGUGUUGGAUGAAAGUGACGAUAACGAGGAGACAGACGCAGACACGGAGAACGAUACUGAGAAUGAAGAAGACGAGAAGGACCGGCGCUCUGCGAAUGAUGACAUAGAGACGGACCUAAACAAGCUACAUCCCAAAAAGAAACCUGGGCGUCCUUUUGAGGAGUUGAGAGUCUAUGAGAGAUUCUUCUUGGAGCUUUCAGAAGACUUCCAGGGUUAUAACUUUGAAUGCUCAAAGAGUGUCUCUACCACAUCUUCAUCAUCAUCCUUCUCCUCAUCAUCAACCUCAGCUCAGUCCACUCGGCCAAUCAUAGUUCCCACAGCUCAAUCCCUGUCCCCAAAGCACGCUCACAUACCGAGCUCUCGGGAGGAUUGCAACCCUACCAAAGGAAAACAUACCCUGCCGUCGCCUUCUGUACCCACUCCUCCGGCUCCCCUAACUCCUCUAGAACUGGACAACAUCCAUCUCACCAAGGACCAAGACAAAAAACAGGAGGCCCACAUUCCUUCCCCUGAUGCACAUGCAACAUUGUCCUCCCUCUCCAGGCCUCCUUCUCAAGGGCAGAUGAUAGAACAGGAACUAGCACAUGUGUUGGAGUGUGUCUGUAUGGAAGAGGAGGGUGUUCAGAAUGCAGAAGGAGGAAGGGGAGUCAAACAAGAAGGAUCCCCUGUCAAUGCCACAAGACACAUACACUCUCCUCUGCUCUUGGGGGGUAUCGCUCCCCGUCGUGUGGGAGGAGGAGGAGGAGGAGGCGGCAGCAACUGGGGUUCAGAUUGUGGCUCAGAGGGUGCUGAGGAUGAUGGAGGGGAAGGAGCGGUUCUGGAGGUGCCAAACACGGCGCUGCUCCUCCCGCUGCAUGACCCCGACCUUUACGUCGAGAUGGUGAAGGGAACACACUCUGUACCCCGGUACGCUGAAGUGGCUUACCCAGACUACUUUGGCCAUGUAGCCCCAACAUUUAGGGAACCCCUUGUGGAGAGAGUUUACGGUGUGCAGAGGUCUAAGAUAUUCCAGGACAUUGAGAGGUUGAUUCAUCCUAAUGAUAUCCUGGAUAAAGUAGUUUACGACCUGGACAUUCCCAAUUGUCCUGUGAUUGAAGACAGUGGCGAAUCACUGAAGUUCAACUCUCAGUUUGAGUCUGGCAACCUCAGGAAGGCAGUUCAAGUUAGGAAAUAUGAGUAUGACCUUGUGCUGAAUUCAGACAUCAACAGUAAUCACUACCACCAGUGGUUUUACUUUGAGGUGAGCGGCAUGCGCGUCGGAGCUACCUACCGUUUCAACAUCAUCAACUGUGAGAAGUCAAACAGCCAGUUCAACUACGGCAUGCAGGUGCUGAUGUACUCCGUGCAGGAGGCGAUCAGUGGCAGGCCUCGCUGGGUCAGAACAGGAACAGACAUCUGUUACUACAAGAAUCAUUUUGCCAGGAGUUCCAUUGCAGCUGGUGGUCAGAAAGGAAAGUCUUACUAUACAAUGACCUUCAGCACAAGCUUCAGCCACAAGGAUGAUGUCUGCUACUUUGCCUAUCAUUACCCUUAUACAUACUCCACUCUUAAGAUGCACCUGUCCAAACUGGAGGCUUUGAGGACCCCUCAGAUAUACCUGAGACAGGACAUUCUGUGUGAAACCCUGGGGGGAAACAGCUGCCCCCUUCUCACCAUCACUGCCAUGCCGGAGUCCAACUCCAAUGAUCACAUCUGUCAAUUUAGGAACCGUCCAUUGAUCUUCCUGUCGGCCAGAGUGCACCCUGGAGAGACCAACGCCAGCUGGGUAAUGAAGGGCACGCUGGAGUUCCUGAUGAGCACCAGUGCACUCGCAGCCAGCCUGAGAGAAGCCUACAUCUUCAAGAUAGUCCCCAUGCUCAACCCUGAUGGAGUUGUAAAUGGAAAUCAUCGUUGUUCUCUGAGUGGAGAGGAUUUGAAUCGCCAGUGGCAGUACCCCAAUGCUGAGCUCCAUCCCACCAUCUACCACACUAAGAGCCUGCUGCAGUACCUUGCACACAUACAAAGGGCACCACUGGUCUUUUGCGACUACCAUGGUCAUUCCAGAAAGAAGAAUGUGUUCAUGUACGGAUGCAGUGUGAAGGAGACAGUCUGGCAGUCCAGUAUCAGUGCUACAUCCAGUGACUUACAGGAAGACCUUGGAUACAGGGCACUUCCGAAGAUCCUCUCCCAGAUCGCCCCAGUCUUCAGCAUGGCGAGUUGUAGUUUUGUUGUGGAGCGCUCCAAAGAGUCAACCGCCCGCGUUGUUGUAUGGCGAGAGAUAGGAGUACAACGCAGCUACACCAUGGAGAGCACGCUCUGUGGUUGUGACCAGGGCAAGUAUAAGGGUCUUCAGAUCGGCACCAGAGAGCUGGAGGAGAUGGGAGCUCAGUUCUGUGUGGCCCUGCUGAGGCUGAAGAGGCUGACGGGGCUCCGCAACCACCAACACCUGCUGGAUUUGGAGAGCGAUAUCAUUGGGACACAGUCUAAAGUGGUCAGCAGCAGCCCCACUACCUAUGUGAUGGAGGAGGACGAGCCGUCCUUUCUGGAGGCGAUAGACUACAGCGCAGAGAGCAACGAUGAGGACGGCGAGCCAGAAAAUGAGCACACCGGCGAAGUUCACGAGAUUCCCGAUCACCUCGAUCAGCUGUCAGACUCUGAGACAAAUCACCGGGACUAACACUGAGGUGUUCACCUCCUCUGUACCUAGCAGUUAGAGCUUAUAACCAGCCAGCGCUUGGGUUGUUAGCUGAUGUAAAAUGAAAGAUUUCGCUGGUAAAAUAGUCCGAACCCACACUUCUCACUUUGACUGGUGAAUAAAUAGCUUAGAUUUACACCUGAUCCUAUUAUAUAGAUAGUUAUGAUGGUACGUAGGCUAAGUUGGCACUGCUCAGGUGCUCUUUUCCCAACUGUGUUGCUCCAGAAGGUGCGUACUUCUCCUGCCUUUCAUGUCAGACAGCCUGAUUAAAGCCCUCACUAAGCAUCAAGAUUUCAGUGAAUGUUCUCACCUUUCACCGACAUACUAUAACCUUCAUGAACUGUAACCCCUGACCUCAGACACCAUAUAGCCUGAGAUUCACAUAUUGCUAGCCAGAGCA